This is a messenger RNA of Neodiprion virginianus, 7480 nucleotides long. RefSeq lists its product as uncharacterized. Gene Ontology annotation, molecular function: protein binding; serine-type endopeptidase activity. Lineage: Eukaryota; Metazoa; Arthropoda; Insecta; Hymenoptera; Diprionidae. The record is from RefSeq and is a predicted model, not a curated record. Bases 824 to 5956 code for a protein of 1710 amino acids. Gene Ontology annotation, biological process: proteolysis. Gene Ontology annotation, cellular component: membrane. The transcript has 14 exons.
GCCGUGAUCGAGUAAAGACGAACGGAUUCUGGUCGUCCGUUGCGCGAGGAAUUUUCUCCUCCACCCGGAUAAAUAAAAUCAAGGAAAAGCUGCGCGAUGAACAAUAAAAACGGUGCUGAACGAUGUGCGGUAUAAAAAUAGCGGGGAAAAUAAAUUUUUUUUUAUUAUCGUUACCGCAACAAUUCACCGCCACAGUAUUUUAUCAAUCGUAAGAAAUAAUUGAAGAAGCUCGAACAAAAAAUUAGGAAAAAAAACUGCGGAGGUGCGGAUUUACAGGAGACUCAAUUGUAAUGUUAAUAAUAAUUAACGUAAACUGUAUAUUAAAUCGAAUAUUAAAUAAUUGCAUAACGGUGUUUGUUAAAAUUUACGCCGUAAUACGAAUAACCAAUUAUGCACAAGGAAAAAUGACGGUAAAUUGACAUUAUCGUGAAUAUACCUGAGUGUUUAGUUAAUUACCGUUUCCUAAGAGCCUUUGCAUAGAUAUAUAGUACACAUAAUUGAAUGCCCAUGUAAAACUUAAAGGUGAUAUUGUUGUACAUGUACUCUGUGCAAACGAUUCAGUUUCAAAGUGUUAAAUUGAUCUUCGAUACAUAAUAAUAGUAAUAAUAAUAAUAAUAAUAAUAAUAAUAAUUGUUAUUAUUAUUGUAUGGGAAUAGACGUAUGUAUGCAAAUGAAAGAAAAGUUAACGAAAAAUAAAAAGUAAGAGAUGAUAAUAGUCGCGUAGAUUAUACAGGUGAAAAUUAUGUCACUGAUCGAGACCGUCGGGACGGAGCUUGCGGAUAAUUUUUCAUCGUGAAAAGGGACGAGGAUACUUUUCGCAAAUAUGACAUCGACGUGCGGAAGCACCAAAAGCCAUCCGGCUUUGACUACGAGCAGCUUUUACAGACCGGGAAGCUAUCCUUAUCAGAGCGAAUAUUACCUGCCGCCAAGAUCAGCUUGGUACAGAGUGCCGCCCCACGUUAAUAAAAACGGUAAAAACACAACAAAAUGGAAAAUCGGUAGCGCCGUGCUAAUCAUUUCUGCUAUGCUCGUGCUAAUUGCCGUUUUAGCCGUUGCCGGUUUGGCUUUAUGGAUGGGUGCUCUCAGGAACGACCCUAAAAAUGCUGUAACAGGAUUUGCGUGCAGCUUUCGAGUUUCGAGUGGAGAGCGUUACUAUCCGAUGUUGAAGCUGAACACGAGUAUGGCAUUCCGUGAAAAGGAGCGGAAGUACAAAAAUAUAUUCGAGCUGCUAUUCAGAAGAAGCGUGUUAGCCCCUGCGUACAAACAAACGUUUAUCGACAAAUUCGAAAACGGCACGCUCAAGGUAUUCUUCAGAGUUUAUCUCGACCGCAGGAAGCUACCCAAAUCCAUUAGCAACGUUGAAGAUACCAUUGCCGAUAUACUGGCGAAAGAAACUUACUCGACGUCAUCCUUGUUCAAGGACAUGGAAUUAGACUUGGCGAGCAUCUCAGUUAAAACGCUCGAUCAAGACGGAGGAGUACCAAACAGACCACAACAGCAACAACAGCAGCAAACAGCGCGAAAAAAGAACACGAUGAUAACGAAAAACGGUCUUCUGCGACCAAGCAUUAGAAACACUUCAUCAUCAUCAUCAUCAUCGUCAUCAUCGUCGUCGUCGUCGCCAUCAUCAACAACAUUGAGUCCGAUUAAAACGGAUCCAGACGAGGCAAACAUCGACUUCAGUAACAUACCGACGAUUCAAGGCACCUACAAAGUGACUAAACUGAACGGAACGGAUAGUCCAGAAAUAGCGGAGAGAAGUCGAAGCACUUCGACGACCGUCGUUCCCCCGGAAACGACCGAAAGAAUGGUAAAAACGACGCGAAAAGAGGUCGAGACGACGUCGAGCAGCACGGAAACGUCGAAGCCGGAAACGACGAGCUCGAAACCUAAGGUGACGGAAGUUUCGACGACGAAGAAACCCUUCAAGGACUUCGUGGAUCCGGAAUUCGAGACGUCCCCAUGGCGCCCGAUAAUCCCGGGCUUCGUGAACACGGAAUUGAGGCUCAAAUUAAACGACGAAUCCGUUCCGUCGACGGUACCAGAAGUUCCCAGCAUCGCGUCGAAAGUCGACGAAGCCUCUCUGCUUCCGGUGUUCGAAACGAUCGGCGAAACUACGAGCCGAGAUUCCGAGGAUCACACGGACCGAAUAGUGCCUCAGGAGAUGGUGAACUUCAGGGUGAACGGCAAGUUCAAAAAUAAGAUACCGACCCAACCGUCGGACGAACCCCUGUUCAGAGACGAGGUGGUGAGUCUACCGAUCGACAAGGAGGUCAGAGCCGAUUCUAUCGAGAUAGCGGACUCCGAGCCGAUCCGGAAGACGUACAACGUCAGGGUCUUCUCUACGGGCAACGUUCCGAUUCCCGAAAGCGAAAGUAGCGCGAUUUUCGGCGUUCAGAUUGAGCCUGAAGUGGCGGGUAUCGGAGAGGCUGAGGUUGUACUGGACGUCGAUGAGCUCGAGGGAAGAAAUCGGUUCUCCGAAAUCGAGGCUAGCCUCGAGGACGCCAUGCAGGAUCGCAAGGCUGUUCUUCGGGAGGCGAUUUCCCGACGUGAACCGGUGUACACGAGCUACAAGAGCCCCGAUCUGAACGGAGAGGCGAAGCCGAUCCUGGUGGAGAACCCAGGGACCUUGAGACCGUUCAGGCACACGAUACCGGUCGACAAGAUAACUGAAGCGGAGAACGAGGAUGAGGAUCGGGAUCAAGAGGGACCGUCAAGGCUGGAGGAGAAAUCGAAGCUGGAAUUCGAGGAGCAGCGACCGCCGAUCAGCGAUUUGACUACCUCGAUAACGAUCGACGAUGACAAAACCCUGAAGCACACAACGACCGAGAUUUACUCGGAGAUUCUUCAUCCGUUGAACAAGAACAACGGUCAAAAGUUACAGAGGCCAACGGAGAAGCUUCAGCAGCGGGAGGAUCCGAUUCCUCAGAGCGUCGUUAACACCGGUAGAAAUUCGACGUUCGUAAAGAUCGAAACUGUGAAAUACACGCCUGGUAGUGUGAAAAACGAGUCCCUGGUAAAGAAGGAUGGUGAGAGUGAUCGGGACGAGGCAAAGAGGGAAUCUGAACUCAAGUCAAAGGUCUACAACGACACGUUAAAGGCGAACGUCGUCGAGAAUCUCGUCACGUUGGCGCCGGUGAAAAGCAACAGUGGAAUCGGUAGACCGAUUCGACCUCGACCCAGACCUCCAGGGGCUUCCGGUAAUUAUACGGAAGAUAAUUACGACAGCGAGGGUGGCGAAUUGCCGAUCGAGGAUAUCGUCGAGGUUGCCGAUCGAAGCUAUGAAAAACUGCGAACAGCGAACGAGGAGAAACCGGAAGAGAAGAAUGAGGAGGGGGCGGGAAGUCCGGACAAGUUGACAAAGCCGGAUCGGCAAGUCGUUGAAGUGAUAACGUCGAUCAGCACGAGGGUAUCGGAACCGGAAGUGCGAAUAUCUGAUUCGAAAAUCGGUGGAAGUCAGCGAGCGAAGAUCGAAGCUCUGGAUUUUGGAGCGAACCGAUCGGAAGAGCCGCUUUUUGACGAUUUUAAAAACCCGGGAAACUCUGACAGGAAGAUAUCAAAUGCUCGGGAAAGUAUAAUGCUUUUGGAAAAGCUCAAGCAGUUCGCAAAGGUCAGGACUGACACCUUGACGAUAUCGACGAAGCAGGAUGGCGAGGAUGAGGUUGAGGACGAUCCGUCGCGCGAUCACUCGACGAUACCGAGACCGGAAGUACCGAGCGGGAACCAAGGGGAAGAAUUGGCUAAUUUUGACAAACUAACUAAACUCGCGACAGUUUUAAGCGGUGAUAAAGUCAUUUCGAGUAAUGAUACCGACGAUUUUAUACUCAGUCGUGACGGCAUCAAGGUUCCCACCAAAGUUCUGAUCAAGGCCGAGGAAAGAACGGAGAAAAUGCGAUCUAGCACCGAGGAAAAUCCGGUCGAGAAUAACGGAGAAACGUGUCAGGGAUUUCAAUGCAACGAUGGCAAAUGCCUGCCAGCUGGUGCUAGAUGCAACAUGCUGAGAGAAUGCGCUACGUCCGAGGACGAGUCUAACUGUAGAUGCGGUGAUUUUUUAAAAGCUCAACUACUCUACCACAAGAUUUGCGACGGUACUCCGGACUGCUGGGACUACUCGGAUGAAACCGAUUGCGACUGGUGCGGAAAGGGUCAAUUCGUGUGCGGUAACAGCAAAGCUUGCGUGAACCCGGAAAAGGUUUGCGACGGUUUUCGGGAUUGCCCGAGCGGCGAGGACGAAAAAAAAUGCGCGGCUUUGAUCGACGAAAACAUGUCGAUCGGCGAGGGUGAAACGGGGGUUGAAAUUGGAAGCGUCGAAUCAAGGGACGCAAAGGAGGAAGAGGAGGUUGAGAGAGAGGCGACGUCAACGGAGGGCGGGAAUUUUUCAAAGUGGGAAAAAUAUGAGGACGAAACGGGAGUGUCGGAUUUUAGCGGAAAGAACGAAACCGACCAAGAGAUGAUGGAGUCGUCGAUUCUGGAGACGACGACGUUUCGAAUAGUGGUUAAAUCCGGAUCGGACGAAACGUCGACGAGGAAAUCGCUGGAUUUAAAUGACGAGGAAGCGUUGAAUUCGGACGGUGUUGUUUCCGGCAGGGAAAUUACGCCCAAUUUAAAAUCCGGUUCGAUUUACGGGGGAAACUCGUUUCACACGGUUGAAAAAAAUUCUAACGCUGAUCGUCCGAUAAGUUCGGUGAUCGGUAUUCCGUACAGAAGCGAAAUCGACGAUUACAACGACAAGGGGUUUCUUAGUGUUCGGAAAAACGGCAAGUGGGGAAAACUUUGUCUCACCGGUAUGGACAACCUUCUUGAGAGGAAGAGGACCAUUUGGACCGUAGAGGAUUUGGGACGAGCCGUGUGCAAGGCGAUCACUUAUCAGGAUUACGAAAGGGUUGAAAAAGUGAGGCUUGAGAGUGAAAAAACGCAGCAACACGAGUACUACAGCUUAGUCUACAACGAAAAAACGUCAGAAAAAACAAGUCUGACAUUCAAACCGUCGAACUGCCCGAGCGGAGAUGUUUUAAGGGUAAAAUGCAAGAAUCUUGAAUGCGGUGUUCGCACUCAAACGCCAACGCAAGCUAGAUGGCCUUUUUAUCGGGAUUCCAGGAUAGUCGGUGGCGGAAGUUCCGCAGCCGGAAGUUGGCCGUGGCAAGUUGCUCUCUACAAAGAAGGCGGUUACCAAUGCGGCGGAGCCCUCGUAAACGACAUGUGGAUCAUAUCUGCAGCGCACUGUUUUUACCAUACCCAAAGCGAAUACUGGGUAGCGAGAAUAGGGACGACGAGAAGGGGUAAUUUUGCGAGUCCGCACGAGCAGCUGAUACACGUUAAUCGUAUAAUCCUUCACCCCGAUUACAUCGACAAUGGAUUCAUAAACGACAUAUCAUUGCUGAAACUUGAGCGUCCUGUAGUCUUCAGCGAUUACGUGAGGCCCGUUUGUCUACCGAAAACCGAACCGAAAGGUGGCGAAAUCUGCAAGGUUACCGGCUGGGGACAAUUGUUCGAACUUGGCCGAGUAUUUCCCGAUACACUUCAAGAAGUCGAAUUGCCGGUCAUGUCUACGGACGAGUGUCGGAGAAGGACGUUAUUUUUACCACUUUACAAAAUAACCUCGGGUAUGCUCUGCGCUGGUUUAAAAGACGGCGGGAGAGACGCUUGCCUAGGCGAUAGUGGAGGGCCUCUGGUUUGCCCCGAAUCGAACAAUAAGUACACCCUGCAAGGUAUAACGUCGAACGGAUACGGAUGCGCGAGGCCUGGGAGGCCAGGAAUUUACACAAAGGUUCACAGCUAUGUACCCUGGAUAGAGGGUGUCAUGGCAGACGACGAAUUCGCUCCAUCAUCGUCAUUUUCAUUGGAUUGCAAGGGUCACAGAUGCCCCCUGGGACAGUGUCUUCCAAAAUCGCGUGUAUGCAACGGGUAUUUAGAAUGUUCGGACGGUAGCGACGAGCUAGGAUGCACCAUCGACUGAUUAAAAAAUAGAAUUGCAAAAUAAAGAGUUGAAGAUAAGAAGUGCGGAAUAAGAAAAAAAAAAUAAAACUAGUAUCUCAUCACUGAUCGUACGAGAAUAAUAACAAUUAAUAUUAUUAUUAUUACUACUAUUAUUAUUAUUAUUAGUAUAGUUAUGACUAAAAUAAACGCGCAUACGAUUAUUAACUACGACUGUGCUGAUAAAUGAAACUGCUCAGCAGACGCAUUUUGACUGAGGUGUGAAAAAAAGUUAAGAGAGUUAAAUGAAAAACCAAUUUCUCUGCGAUGCAAGGAAUACGAAUAAAAAAAAAAAAAAAAGAACGAUAGUGUAAACAGGCGAAUAAAUAAUCGUUUGAGCGUAGGUGCUUGUAAUAUGCAUCGAUCGAAUGCGAUGCCGAAUUGAUAGUUAAUGGUAGCGAAAUGGUAUUUCGCAUCUUUCGUGCUGUUUUACACAUGCAAAGAUAUUAAAAAAAAAAACAGAAAAAGAAAUGCAAACGGUGUUGCAAUGUUAAUUAAUAAUGAAUUUGUCGUUUUUGAAAGAGUGGCAAUUUGCGUGACGAUAUUGUACGUAUAGGUAUAUAUUACGGGGAUAUGUUAUAAUGGAGAUUUGCAAAACUUAUAAAAUGAAAAUAUCGAAAAAUAUAAUAGUUAUUAUUAUUAUUGCGAUAUAUAAAAGACAAUAAUAAAACGGUAAUUCUCAAUUUCUCACGCUUGGAAUUUUCUAAUAAAUCGCGAGAGAAUUGUAGAAUUAUUUAAGUACGAUACAAGUUGCGAAAAAAACCUGGCAAUUCGGUUUUUUUAUUUUCAAAUUCUUUUUUUUUUUUUUUUUUUUUUUUUACUUUCGUGCGAGAAAAAAAAAUGAGAAAACCCUAAGGCCAUGUACGUAGAAUUUAGUGUAAUAAUGUUAAGUUUGGUGUAUCAAUUCUUGUUCUGUAUCUGUAAAUAUAAUUAUACGUAGAUAGGCAUUGCAUACCCAUAGCUAUUAUAAUGCGGUAAAAAUAAUGAAGAUGUAAUUGACGAGAAUAAAUAUAUAUAUAUAUAUAUAUGUGUGUGUGUGUGUGUGUGUGUACGACUACGGUGAAUACUGGCGAAUCGUAAAUCUCAAAAGAAAUAAAACAUUUAUAACACAUCGGUUUUUUCACCUUGAAAAAUCAACGGUAAACGAAACAAAUGCCUAAAAUAAACUUGAAAAUUGUGUGAAAUUUUCGAAAAACACGUAUAAUCGAUAUUUAUAUAGUCGAAGACUUCAAAGUUGGAUCGUGGAUUGAAUGAUGGGAGUGAGAUUGAUUUUGAUUGAAUUUUUUCUUUUCGUUUUGUUUUGUUUUUAAUAAAAUUACCAGAUUUACCUUUUAAGUUAUACACAAUUUAUUUUGAUUAAGAGAGAACGGUUUCAUUGGACGAAAAGGCUGAACGAACAUUGUUUCCACGAUGUUGAUUCGAUCGACUGUAAAAACAUUUGGGAUUCGUUAUUUAAUUAAAAGUGACAUUUUUGUUCUUUGCUUCAAUUUGUUACUUUUUCUUACAA